Oryctolagus cuniculus (rabbit) is the source of this 2046-nucleotide messenger RNA. Lineage: Eukaryota; Metazoa; Chordata; Mammalia; Lagomorpha; Leporidae. The record is from RefSeq and is a predicted model, not a curated record.
CUCACUCAAAUGCGGAAUUCAAAACAGUUGAUCUCAUAGAAAUUAAGAGUAUAAUGUCAGGAGAGGCUGGGGGAAGGAGAGAGGGGAGAGAGAGAGAGCGCAAAACCUCCCAUCUGCUGAUUCCCUCCACAAAAGUUUGCAAUGGCUGAGACUGGGACAAGUUAACACAGAGAGCCAGAAACAACCCAGACCUCACAUAUCCAUGAUUUAAUUCUUAUCACAGGCUUCCUGCUCAUCUCCAGAGCUAAGACUGAUUUUGAAGGAAGAAAGCAAAUAUAGUGUACCUAACAAAGCAAAGGCUUUAGUAUCUUGAAUGUGCCAUAGUGACAGAAACAACACUCUUACAAAAUGUUUUAUCAGAGAUUCUGCCCAGAGUAUAAACAGAAACAAAAAAUAAAAGACAGAAUAUUGGAAAAAAGAACAGAAUUAUAUGCAGAAAUUACAUGAUUACCCAAAAGAAAAUCUGGAAGAAAUAAACCAAUACACAUUAAAAUCGUUUCUGUUGACUGGGAGAAUGAAUUGCAGUAAACUGACAGGGACACAGGAAUAAAGAUGUAAGGCUUUCCCUGCGAUCCACAAAAGGCAUCUUUACAUGAACUGCUCCCUUCUCUGAAACAUAUAUUCUGAAUUCUACUAAUCAUUUAGUAUACUUUGGAACAUUAAAGAAAUUAUUGACCUACAAAAUUCUGCAAAAAUAAGUAGUGCUUGUAAGUUCAAAUAGCCUGAGUAGCGAAGGACAACAUGUGAUCCUCUCCAGUAAUCACAACUUGUUUGCUACUUAUUCUCCCUCAUUUUGAUAAUUAUGGAAUAAAGCUGGCAACAUGGAAAGGGCAAACCAUUCAGUGGUAUCUGAAUUUAUUUUGCUUGGACUUUCCAAAUCUCAAAAUCUUCAGAUUUUAUUCUUCCUGGGAUUCUCUAUGGUCUAUGUGGGUAUUGUGUUAGGAAAUCUUCUCAUCUUGGUCACUGUGGCCUUUGACUCACGCCUUCACACACCAAUGUACUUUCUACUUAUUAAUCUCUCCUUUAUUGAUAUGAUCCUGGCUUCUUUUGCCACCCCUAAAAUGAUUGUGGAUUUCCUCCGAAAACAGAAGACCAUCUCCUGGUGGGGGUGUUAUUCUCAAAUGUUCUUCAUGCACCUUCUGGGUGGCAGUGAGAUGAUGCUGCUGGUAGCCAUGGCAAUAGACAGGUAUGUUGCCAUAUGCAGACCCCUCCAUUACAUGACCAUCAUGAACCCACGGGUGCUCGUUGGGCUGCUGUUAUCCUCCUAUGCAGUUGGGUUUGUCCACUCGUCUAGUCAGAUGGCCUUCAUGUUGAAUUUGCCCUUUUGUGGUCCCAAUGUGGUAGACAGCUUUUUCUGUGACCUCCCCCUGGUGAUCAAACUUGCUUGCAAGGACACCUAUGUGCUACAACUCCUGGUCGUUGCUGACAGUGGCCUUUUGUCCCUGGUCUGCUUCCUCUUGUUGCUCAUCUCCUACACAGUCAUCAUAUUCUCGGUCAGGAAUCGGGCUGCUAGUGGAUCCUCAAAGGCCUUCUCUACUCUCUCAGCUCACAUCACAGUUGUGACCCUGUUCUUUGCUCCAUGUGUUUUUAUUUAUGUAUGGCCUUUCAGCAGAUACUCUGUGGAUAAAAUACUCUCUGUGUUUUACACGAUCUUCACACCUCUCUUAAAUCCUAUUAUUUAUACAUUAAGAAAUCAAGAGGUAAAAGCAGCCAUUAAGAAAAUAAGGUCUCGACACAUAAACUCAAAACACAUUUUUUAGAUGACAUUUCUAAAGAGAGACAGUCUCUUGUUUGGACAUCAUUAAGGGAUUCACUUUAAGGUUUUCUAAGUUCUGUUUAAGGCAACAGUGGGUGUUAGGGUUAAAAGGCUGGUAUCUUUUCUGUGACUUUUAAUGGUCAGAAAACAUGGUGUUUACAGUCAGACAGGUAUGCAACUAAAUUCCACCUUCAGGAAAAUUUGAAGACAGUAAAUUAAAGACCUGUGGUUCAGUUUAUUCAUAUAUAUAUAUAUAUAUAUAUAUAUAUGCUUCUUAUGUUAUUAUUUAA